CCUCCGACUAGACUCUACAGUAACCCCCCCAGGAAACUACAGCAUCAUGACCGCGUUGAGACGGAUUCAGAAGGAAUUGAAAGACAUCAACAACAAUCCCAUCGAGGGUUUGACGGUCGAACCCCUCGAGGACAACAUAUUUGAGUGGCAGUGCUCCGUUAAGGCUGCAUCAAACAGUCCUUACAAAGGCGGGACAUUCCACUUCAACUUGAACCUACCUGAGAACUUCCCGUUCAAGGCGCCCUCUGUCACGUUCAUCACAAAGAUCUAUCACCCUGGCAUCAACGAAGAGGGUCAGAUCUGUGUGCCAGUUCUUCGUGAUCAAUGGAAGCCCACAGUCAGUCUUUCGUCAGUCCUUACAACGAUCGUGGAUAAGGUGAACAACCCCAGUCCCGAUGACCCGUUCGAGCCCGACAUUGCUGCUCUGAUGAAGAACGAUGAAGCCAAGUUCCUUGCGACCGCGAAGGAGUGGACGAAGAAGUACGCUAUGGCCUGACGACGAUCAUGUCGCUGUAUUGAAUGUUUCGCGUCUAUCAGGCACGCUACUUAGGAACGGACACCCAUCUGUGCAGGCAACCGAGCCUGUGUGUAUGUAUAUUACCCUGUCUCUGAAGAUGACUUGUAUUCGUUCUUGGUGUUCCGCCCUCUAUCGGUAGACCCAGCAGUGUGCUAGGUUCUUUGUUUUGUCUGUUCGGAUCUAGACAGUUAUCGUACUUCAGACCUAACAUCAGGUUCGGCCGCUCUUGAAGGACAGUCAAUGAGUUGAACAAUAUAACAUUUCUCAGCCUGUUUGUGGAGUGCUGAACUUGAUUCUCUACCUACUAAAAACCUGCC
Messenger RNA from Dichomitus squalens LYAD-421 SS1, 834 nucleotides. Its product is annotated as UBC-like protein. The record is from RefSeq and is a predicted model, not a curated record. The transcript is spliced from 9 exons. Bases 47 to 496 code for a protein of 149 amino acids. Lineage: Eukaryota; Fungi; Basidiomycota; Agaricomycetes; Polyporales; Polyporaceae.